AUGGCGUCGUCCGAUGAUUCAGACUCGGAUGGUUUCGAUUCGUGCUCCGAGACCUUCGACGACGCGCGGUCGGGCGCGCCCGAUCCGUCAAGUGCGGGGCGCGGAGGGAACGUCGACGACGGGGACGACGACGAGGCCGGGUCUGAAGGGUUCGAUACCCCGGACGAGUUCGAGGACGCGCGCUCCGUGCUCUCAGACGUAUCAGCCGCGCCGCUCGACACCUGCGCCGCCGCCGGGACCCCACCGGCAUCCGACGACCUCGCCGCGGCCGACGACGAGCGCGCGUCGUCGCGGGGUUCCGCUUCCGGGACGACGCGCGCGAACGGACGCGCGCGCCCGCCGGGGAAGGUCGACCCGCCGUACAGGGUCUACGACCCGUGGGCGACCGCAAUCCGCGACAGCGACCGCGCCAGGACGACGACGACGACGACGACGGAGGCGAUGACGGAGGCGCCCGCCGGGGGACGGAGGCUCAGCCGCGACGGGUCGUUCGAGUGGCGCCAUCAUCGCGAGUAUUCACCCUUGCCGACGGUGGAGAGCGCCAAGUCGCUCCUCCUCUCCGGCGGCGACUCCGGAUCGUCGGUCGACAACCCGACGUCUCCCGACAAGGCCAUCGACCGCGGGGGUGGAGACGCCGCGAGCGUCUCGUCCGCGCCGGGGUCUCGACUCGGAGCGAUCGGCGGUCGCCCCAGGCACAGAGCCGCCGGCGGGCGCGGUCCCGACAACCCCAGGAGCGCGGCGCUCCGAGCGGACCCCGCCAGCGCGUCGUACCCCCUCCACGCGGCGGCGUACUACGGCGACGUCGAUGCGCUUCGACGCGCGCUUCACGACGCGAAAGCCGCGGAUAAGGCUUCCGGGAUCGACGGUGAGCACCCCGACAGCGCGCUGGCCACGUUGGAUCCGUGCGGCAACACCGCUUUGCACGUCGCCGUCGCGCGUCGUUCGAGGAGCGCGCUGUUGACGCUCCUGGAGGACGAGUUCGACUUUCCUCUGGACGCGCGUUCAUCCGCGGGGUGGACGCCGCUGCAGGAGGCGGUGCACAUGGGAUCGAGGACGAUGUGCAGGCAGCUGUUCGUGAAGACGAUGGACCGCGGCAAGCGGCAGUUUGACCGCAAGAAGCCCAAGCUGCUGGCGACGCUCGCGAGCCUUCCCGACUUUCGGAUGAAGAUCCACUGGGAGUUUGGCUCGAUGGUGUUCGGACCCAUCAUCCGCGCGUAUGCUCCGCAGGACACGUACGAGAUCACCAAGAGGGGCACGCAGCUCAGGAUAGACGGCACGUUGAAGGGGAUGGAGGACCCAGAUGAAAACGGGGGCGGCAUCCUGCCGCGGUGGCGAAGGGGGCGCUUCUCGCUGGUGUUCGAGGGUAAGGCUGGGGACUCGCGGCUGCUCUUCCUGGACCACGAGAAGCGCGAGUGCGUGGACGUCGGGAACGAGCCGGAGGAGACGGCGGAGGAGGAGCGGGAUCGAAUCGACAACGAGGUGGAUGUCAUGAUGGAGGAGGGCCCGACGAAGCGAAAGUACCGAGCAGACGACGUCAAUUUCAAACCCGUCAAGGCGUGGCUGGGCGGAAACAAGAAGGAGAAGGUCGGGGAAUGGAACACGGAGGUCUACGAGGCGUCCGGUAAGAUGGCCAAAAGGAAGGUGACGCGAAACGGCGCGUACAAGGUGAAUGGCACGUUCUCGGAGUACCUCGCGUCGUUCAAGGAGGGCGCCGCCGACAUAAUAGUCGAUCGGCGGGUGAACAACCUCGACGAGGCUGAGUCGGACGAGUCGGACGAUGCUAACGACGCGAAGACGCGCGAACAGAACGACGACGAGGGAGGCAUCGACGACAAAGGCGCCGGCGUCGGAAAGCCGCCCGAUCCUUCCCCCGAGCGACCGACCACGGCGGGUCCGGGUAGCACCCGACAGAGACCGAAACGGCCUCCCGCUCCUCCUCCUCCUGCUCCUCCUCCUCUGACAGCCAAACAGAAGUGGAAGAUGGAGCGCGCGCGCAAGAAGAAGGAAGGUAAGGAUGAGAAGCCCCGACGUGUCACCGCUAGGUGCUGGCUCGCCGAUGAGUUCCCGAUGACCGUUGACGACCUGCUCCCCAUCCUCGACGUGAUGUCGCAUGCGAACAAGCACCUGAACAAAGCCAACCGUCUUAUCCAGUACUGGCGCAAGGACCACGGGGCUUCCUUCCCGGUGAAGGUGCUGGUACCGAUCGCCAUGACCGUCUACGUCGUGAUGCGUUUCAAGGAUUUCGCGCGUCUGCCCGCCACGGAUGACGGCCUGUCGGGGCUGCCCCCGGGCCACUUUGACAUCCCGGCUGGGUUUGGAACGAUCCAAACGUACGGGUAA
Molecule: messenger RNA, 2340 nt
Organism: Micromonas commoda
Lineage: Eukaryota; Viridiplantae; Chlorophyta; Mamiellophyceae; Mamiellales; Mamiellaceae
Exons: 2
Coding region: 1-2340 (779 amino acids)
Cellular component (GO): cytoplasm
Molecular function (GO): protein binding
Source: RefSeq, a predicted model, not a curated record